AUGACAGCACCGAUUAAACUCAAUAUUUCGGUCAACCCCGUCACCGAUAACCCUGCACCGAAAGGUGCUGAGGAAAAGGUGCAUCACCACAAGAAUGGCAAGAAAAUAUUCCAUAAUCCAUGGCCAAGCUGGCAGGAGCUAGACCCAGAGGCUGUGAAGGCACAUAUAAAGCAGUUAACGAAAGUGGACAACAACCUGGACGCAUCCUUCUACGGCGGAAGCCAACGUACGCGAAAUCCCAUAGCUCGUUGCAUGACCUUGACAAAGCCAAAUUUGGAGGCAGCAGGUAACCAUUUCACAUUGCAGAUUCCGAUUCAACGCCCAAAAUUUUCGCACGAUCGGGUUGUGGGCGAUGCCUCCAAUCUGCGAGCAACCUGGCUCGGUCAUGCUUGCUACUUCGUCGAGUUUCCGAACGGGCUUCGCGUUCUCUUCGAUCCUGUUAUGACGGACAGAUGCUCUCCCACUCAAUGGUUUGGGCCUCGCAGAUUCACGAAGCUUCCUUGCGAAGUCAAGGAUAUUCCAAUCUUAGAUGCCGUUGUCAUAUCCCACAAUCACUAUGACCAUGUCAGAGAUCUCCACCCCGGUAGAUGCUCUCAGGCAGUGUUCAAGGCUAACAUUGGAUUUCGACAGCUGAGCCAUCCGACAGUGACGGAAAUACACAAGAUCCACCCCAAUGCGCACUUCUUCGUCCCGUUGGGAAAUGAAAGCUGGUUUCGCUCUUCUGGGAUUGACCAUGUCACGGAGCUGGACUGGUGGGAGGGUGCCGACCUCGUCUUGAGCCCCCGCGACGAAAAUUUGGAGGACAGGAUUGCUGGGAGCAUCUCGGCUCGCUUUACCUGUUUGCCGGCCCAGCAUACCACAGGCCGUGCCCCUUGGGGAACUGACAUGACGCUCUGGGCAUCUUGGUCGGUCUCGUCCGCAGGGCCAGCAGGGGCUGCCGCCUCCGUCUUCUUUGGUGGGGACACUGGAUACCGUGCGGUUCCGACGCUUGACAGGCAAGACGAAGAUUGGGACGAAAGGUUCGCUAACCUUCCGGUUUGUCCUGCCUUUGCCGAGAUCGGUGAGCAUUAUGGCCCCUUUUCACUAGGUCUUUUGCCAAUCGGUGCGUACAAGCCACGCGCUCUGAUGGCUCCGAUUCAUGCGAAUCCGCGGGAUGCAGUGGAAAUUUUCGCCGACACGGGGUGCAAGCGAGCGUUAGCCAUGCAUUGGGGAACCUGGGUGCUGGGCGAUGAAGAUGUGAGAGAGCCACCACGGAGACUUGAGGAGGCUUUAUUGCUCAAAGGUUUGCCCAAGAAAGGUGUUUUUGACAUUUCUGGCAUUGGCGAGACUGUUUCUAUCCCUUUGUAA
This is a messenger RNA of Drechmeria coniospora, 1347 nucleotides long. RefSeq lists its product as uncharacterized. NCBI's taxonomy places the organism in Eukaryota, Fungi, Ascomycota, Sordariomycetes, Hypocreales, Ophiocordycipitaceae. The record is from RefSeq and is a predicted model, not a curated record. The transcript is spliced from 3 exons. Gene Ontology annotation, molecular function: N-acylphosphatidylethanolamine-specific phospholipase D activity. Bases 1 to 1347 code for a protein of 448 amino acids. Gene Ontology annotation, cellular component: cytoplasm; membrane-bounded organelle. Gene Ontology annotation, biological process: N-acylethanolamine metabolic process; N-acylphosphatidylethanolamine metabolic process.